GCGACAGACGGGACUGCACACACACAGUCGGCCGCCGAAGAGGCAGGAAGAAGAAUCAUGAACCCGCUGUCUAUAUUCGUGCCUCUUCUCAAACUUUACUACUGUGGACUCAGAGUUCUCAUCUAUCAGAUGUUCAACAGAUCUUUUACCCUACCAGUUCUACAGAAGCAGAAUGGAAGGGUGGGCAUUGUGACCGGGGGCACCAGAGGAAUGGGUUAUGAGACCGCAAAACAUCUAGCAAGACUUGGCAUGCAUGUCUUUAUUGCCGGCAAUGAAAAAGAGGAGGGCCUAGCCGCCGCGAGGACGAUUCAGGAAGAAUGCACAGAGGGGAAAGCGGAGUUUCUCUUUCUGGAUUUGACUUCGCUGAAUUCAGUCCGGAAAUUCGUCGAAACGUUCAAAGGCCGAGGGCUUCCCCUGCAUCUUCUGGUGAAUAAUGCUGGGACCAUGUUGAUCCCCGAGAUGCAGACGGAAGAUGGCUUUGAAGCCCACUUUUCUCUCAACUACCUCGGCCACUUCCUACUAACCAACCUGCUGCUCGAUUUGCUGAAGAGAUCAGGGAGUCCGGGCUGCUCUUCCCGAAUCGUCAACAUGUCCUCCGCAACACAUUACGCGGGGGUUAUACACAUGAAGGAUCUCAACAGGAGGCAAAGCUACAGCUCCCACGCUGCCUACGCCCAAAGCAAACUCGCCUUAGUCCUUUUCACUUACUACCUUCAAGAGCAGAUGACAGCCCAAGGUUUCCCAGUGAUGGUCAACGCAGUAGAUCCGGGGAUGGUGGACACGGCACUCUACAACAACUUGUGGAGCCUCGCGCAGGCGCUCAAAAAGCCAUUUGCAAAGACUUUGUUCAGGACUCCAACAGAGGGUGCGUCUAUCAUCAUGUAUGCUGCAACAGCCUCGGAGAUGGAAGGAGUGGGUGGCUGCUACCUCUACAACGGCGAAAAGAGACAAUCAGCCCGAGACUCCUAUGACACUGAGCUUCAAGCGGAGUUGUGGAAAAUGAGUUGUCAGCUUACAGGUCUAUAGAAGGCCUGAUAUGCAACAUGGUUGCCCAUCCAAGACCUACAGAUCCACAUCAAACUCAAAGCAAGCAAAA
Messenger RNA from Hippocampus zosterae (dwarf seahorse), 1096 nucleotides. RefSeq names its product dehydrogenase/reductase (SDR family) X-linked (gene dhrsx). The record is from RefSeq and is a predicted model, not a curated record. Lineage: Eukaryota; Metazoa; Chordata; Actinopteri; Syngnathiformes; Syngnathidae. The coding region runs from base 58 to 1026 and encodes 322 amino acids. The transcript has 7 exons.